Harpegnathos saltator (Jerdon's jumping ant) is the source of this 863-nucleotide messenger RNA. RefSeq lists its product as uncharacterized. The record is from RefSeq and is a predicted model, not a curated record. Bases 221 to 532 code for a protein of 103 amino acids. NCBI's taxonomy places the organism in Eukaryota, Metazoa, Arthropoda, Insecta, Hymenoptera, Formicidae. The transcript is spliced from 3 exons.
CACGGUAGUUUGCUUGUGUGCGCGCCGCUGCACGCACUGUAGCUGUGCUGUUUGGGUCCUGAAACUGGCAUUACUGCCGUCGCGUGCACAUUUUGCCGAACUUUGAGUUAUAUAGUCAAAGACGCAGAGUCUAUAUAAACUAUGUCCAUGGUGUUUUGCUUAAUGUGAAUCCUCCAUAAUACUGGCAGUUGUAAAUUAUCUCAUAUAUGUGAAGUAAUAGAUGAUGAACGGAUACACAACAAAACAAUUACAAAGGUUGGAAAAAAAGAAGAAAAAAGUGGCAGCAUUUUUAGAAAUUGCGAAACUCAAUGACAGAGAUAAAGAAAUAAAAUUGCAGUCUCAAGAAGAGACAUCAAUUGUUGAUGAUAUAUUAAGUAAACAGAAUAAUAUUGAUAUGACUGGAGAAGAUUCUAAUAAACGAUCCCGUGACAUGGAUACAGAUGAUAUAAACAGGUUGGAUUACAUUAAGGAAAUUACAUUAAGGCUGCUAAAACCUGGCGAAACCAUUCAUACUGAACGCUACCGACAAUAAAUGAUCGAUUUGAAUCAAGCGUGAAAGACGACCAGAAUAUCAAAAAAGGCAACACAAAGUGAUUUUGCUUCAUGAUAAUGCACCAUCACACACAGCAAAAUUGGUCAAGGAAACGAUUGAGACGUUUAGUUGGAAAAUACUUACGCAUGUGGCUUACUCACCAGACUUGGCUCCAUCUGAUUUCUACUUAUUUGCAUCGAUGGAACACACACUUGCUGAGCAAUGCUUCACUUCUUACGAAAAUGUAUGAAAAUGACUCGAUGACUGGUUUGCCUCAAAACAGCUACAGUUUUUUUGGCGUGGCAUCCACAAAUUGUCAGACAAGUGGGAA